Messenger RNA from Cherax quadricarinatus, 3063 nucleotides. Lineage: Eukaryota; Metazoa; Arthropoda; Malacostraca; Decapoda; Parastacidae. The record is from RefSeq and is a predicted model, not a curated record.
CUCUAGGAUACCAUAUUACAAUAAAAAGUAAGUGCUAAACUCAUAAAGGUCAUAGGGUACCAAAGACCACCACAAGUAGGCCUUUUAAUUAUUAUUAUAAUCAAGGGGGAAGCGCUAAACCCGGAAGAUUAUACAGCGCCUGGGGGGGGGGGGGGAUGUGGAAGGCAUUCAGGCUUAAUUCGGGGAACUGGAGCACAGAUCCAAUUCCCUAAAUCAAGAGCCCCUCACCAACAUCAAGGAACCUUCCUUGAGGGGAGGCCUUUUAAUAACCUGUAUGAAGGGGGAUAUUUUCAGAAAAUUUGCAUUUAUAAAUUUCAUGUAUAAUUACAGUAUCAAACCAGCUUGUUGAUUACCUAAAGCCCUUGCUUUUUCUUUGUAUAUAUGCCAUACUCUAUUUUUUUUUCUUUACCCUCAACUUGGCAUUGCAUAGUAGACCAACUCUGUUCUCAGUAAGCUAGUAAUUGGUCCUGUAUAUUAUUAUUAUUAUAAUCAAAAAUAAGCGCUAAGCAACAAGGACUAUACAGCGCUGCAGGGCAGGAAGCGAGGGCAUUUGGUCCUGUAUAGCCCUUGUGGCUUAGCGCUUCUUUUUUAUUAUAAUAAUAAUAAUAGUAAUUGGUCAGAUUCAGAAUUUUAUUUUUUAGGACUUUCAUCAUGCAAGACUUGAAUGAAAUUACUAUUUCAUUAUCUGAUACUUAGCCCGUGUGGUUUAGCGCUUCUUUUUGAUUAUAAUAAUUAUCUGAUACUGCAUUUCCAAAUACAAUACUGUUUUAUAUAUUUUUUUUUUUUUUAGGUUUUAGCUGUCAUUUUCAAAUGUGUACUCACAAAGGUGAUCAUAUCUAACAUUCAUAAUGUAUCAAAUGGCUGCUCUUUUGAUCUAUUUUAUCCUCCCACAGCCCAAUGGGCCAGAAUUGGUCUAUGACUCUCCACUACUACCAUGAUCCAGAAUGCUCCAGGCCUUCCUUCACUCUCCAAGCUACUGGCACCUAUGUCCAUGCCACGCCCACACCUUACGCCUAUGACUUUACAGUUAGUCAUCUUGUAAUGACUCCAGAAGACACUGAUAUGACCAAUGCUCUCAAUUCAUACAAAGGCAAGGAGUGUGGGUGGCCAGGAAGGUGGGCACCCAAGAAAGCACAAGAUGUAACCUUUACUGGAGGCUGCAAGGCCAUUGGUGUGCGGGUACCGGUUGUAGAAAAAGAGAUUAUCCGCAUGGGUGUGGACGAAUCAGGCGGCAUGUGGCUGACAUUGGGACAAACACCCACAACUCCACGGCAGAUGGGAGAUUCCCCCCGGCCCACCAGUUGGGGGCCCACCCUCAUUAGUUGCAGACACUACAGCACCAGUGACCAAGACAACUUUCUUCAACCUAUGGUGGGUGCCCGCACUGCUUCAUCCAGCAACUUGCUGACUUGCAUCAAACCUGUUACUCUCAUGCUUCUAGUCCUGCUUGCACUUGCUGGAGAACCCUGAGGCUUAAGUUGUUGGAAUUGCAUACACUGUAUAAAUAUGUGAAAGUUGUCAUAAGCAAUGAAGUUUGAGUCCCAUACCAAUACCAGAAUGAGAUGUACUGUGCUCUAAGGUUUACACUUGGGUGACUAGGUUAGCAGUCGGUUAUAGAUGUAGACUUCAGUUUAUGUAACCUUGAAUAUUCAUAAUUAUGUUUGCUAAGGCAGCAUAUAUCACAAUGCUGAACUCGCUUGUGUCAUUACUACAGGUCAGUGUAUACAGUACAUCCCAACCAGGGUAAAACUUAAAUACUGUAAUAUAGCUGAAGCUCUCAUGACCUAUUGACAAAUACGGUAUGUCAUUAUGUAUUUGCAAUAUUAAUGUAGUAACAUCUCAGUUUUAAAAGCAUUUAUAUAAAUUUUGUAUUACCUCUGUCCUAUUUGUCUUUAACAUUCCAUUUACUUAUAGAAUAACAGCUGGUGUUAAAGAAUAAGUCGCAGUGCCCAAAUAACUCGCACUUAGAGAAAACUUAUGCUGUUUUGGUACGUCCUGAACUGUUAUCCAGUCACAACUGAGCAAGAAAUCCAGGAGACUAGAGGAAGUAGGGGAAUUAGAAACAGCAGUGGUAGUAUUACACGUACACUCCCCCAUGAUUAUAAUAAUAAUAGUAUUACAUGUAAAUAUAAUAUGGCAUGUAGUCAAGGAAUUAGUACUGGUACAUAAAAACACAGAGGCACAGCAGGAUACCUACUGGACCACAUUGCAGGAUUAGUAAUAAAUUAAUUUAAUAUCCACUGUCUUGAUGUAUUGCAACACUAACACCUGUCCCCAAGGGAGCACAGAUACUCUGCAAUAAGCCUAUUGGCCCAUACUAGGAAUGAAAAGGAAGCAAGAAAAACGAAAAUCAGAAGAUGGGAAAGGCAAAGAAUAUACAGAAGACAGGUAAGACAAGAUGAGGUAGCAUAAUCCAGGUCAAGUUAUGAGUGUUCUCAAGAUUAGAGCACUUGACAAAGUAUUGAGAAUGGUAGACAUCUACAGAAACAAAGUCAGGACUAAGAUUUAUGUUAGGAAUGUGUAUAAGGGCCGAUUUAUCAAGGUGUUUGUGAAGGGUAGAAGGUUUUAGCAGACGACCAAUAAGAUGGCUGUGAUCUUAAAUACAACAGAAAAAAAACACUGACAGUGUCAAGGUGAACACUUCCUUUGUGCUUUGCAAGUCUCUCAGACAGUGGCCUGUUUCACCAAAGUAUUGUAGAGGAUAAGAGGAGCUGGAAAUGGAGUGGCCCUUGUGGUUUAGUACUUCUUUUUUUUUAUUACAAUAAUAAUGGAAAUGGAGUAGACAUCAGUGACAAAAGUAUAAACUAUAUUACUACAAAGAGUGCUAGUUUGACGGAAAUCAAGUUUUAGAUAUAAAGGAUGGAGGGUGUUUAGUUUUUGAACAUUAGAAAUGUAGAGAAGGCAAAGAACAAGAGACUGCACAUAAGCUAGAGUGAGAAGUUUGUUGAGCACAAGAGCAGGCAGAGUUAAUGAAGAUUCCCGUUCAGUUUUGAACUUGAAAGGAGCAAGAUUGUUAAAGGCAUUGAGAAAAGGUUGGAAGAGACUAGUGAUGCAUCAGUAGAC